Messenger RNA from Paramecium octaurelia, 1845 nucleotides. Lineage: Eukaryota; Ciliophora; Oligohymenophorea; Peniculida; Parameciidae. The record is from the annotation of a GenBank genome assembly.
UAUAUUGAUGAAUUCCUCUUUAAUCCACAAUGUUAAUGGAUUAGAUAGAUUAUAAAUGUGCAAUAGUAAAGACUUGCUUACUCAAUUUGAAGAGGGCGGUAUUUAAAAUUCUAAUUUCAAGAAAAAGUAUUACUCUCUUCAAACAUCAUCAAAGUGAACUAAAACAAUAAGAAACAGGAAAGGAUAUUCCUACUAACAAAUAGAUUUGUAUAUAAUAUUAAAUCGGAUAGCAAAAUAUUAUAAUUUUUUGGUAACAACAUUAUUUAAUCUUGAGGUAAAUCAAUUAAAAUUCAAAGGAAAAUCCGUAUUCAAUUGAUAACUGCUAUUAGUGUUAGCAACAUUGGUACGGAAUUCGUAUUGCAUAUACCAUAAGAAUACGAUUAUAGAUUCUAAUCAAGCGAUUUGUAAAUUCUUCUUCAUAAAUUAGUCGCAAAACCAUUCUUGAAACACUCAUUAUUGUCUAUAGUUCACUAACAAUGUCAAAGAUGCCCUUCUUCUUUAAAGAUGAUUUCACUUUGAUCUAAUACUGCACAACCGAAAAAGAUGUUAAAAAAGGGAUCAAAAGAUACCCAAUUGAAAAACCCAUUGUAAUUUUAUUCAAUCUAUUUAGGAACUUGAUGUUGUUGAAUUCUAAGAUUAUUAAAAGAAUAAACCUGUACCAUAACAAUUAAUUUAUAAAAAACCUGGACUGUAAAAAUAAUAUAGUACUACUCUUAUAUCUAUUGAACAGUUUGAUUUAAUCAAAGUACUUGGCAGAGGAGCAUUUGGGAAGGUAUUUUUAAAUUUAAUCUAAAUAUAGGUUAUGAUGUGUGAGAAAAAAGAUACAAAAGAAUUAUUUGCUAUUAAAUCUUUAAGGAAAGAGCACAUUUUGGAUAAGAAUCAAGUUGAACAUACAAAGGCAGAGAGAAAAUUGUUAGAGGAAAUAGAGCAUCCGUUUUUGAUAUCCUUGGAAUAUGCCUUCUAAACAGCUGAGAAACUAUUUUUCGUUAUGAAGUUUAUGAGGUAUUAUUAAAAUUAAAUUUCAAAAUAGAGGGGGUGAAUUGUUUAAGCAUUUGAGAGAUAAAAAAAGAUUUCCUGAAGCUACUGCAUAGUUUUAUGCUGCAUCCAUUUUGCUGGCCAUAGAACAUUUACACUCAAUAUCAGUGAUCUAUAGAGAUCUAAAACCUGAAAAUAUUCUAAUGGAUGAAUUUGGAUACAUCAAAAUGAGUGAUUAUGGAUUAGCUAAAUUUUUAAAAUAAGGUGAAAAAACAUUCUCUUUUGUUGGAACACCAGAAUAUUUGGCUCCAGAAAUUAUUAGAUAAAAUGGACAUAGUUUUGAAGUAGAUUGGUGGUCUUUUGGAAUUUUAAUGUACAAUAAAUAGCUUACAUAGAUAUGAAAUGUUGGUUGGAAGACCUCCUUUUUUUUCAUAAAGUCAAUCCUUAUUAUUUAGAGCAAUUAUAGAAUCAGAUAUAGUAUUUCCAUAAUAGUUAAGUUUAAGUAACCAUGCUAAAGAUCUGAUUACUAAAGUAAAGAUAUAAUAGGAUUUUAGCUUUUAAAAAAAAACCCAGUUGAAAGGUUGGGACACAAUGGAGGCGGAGCAACCAUUAAGAUGCAUCCUUGGUUUAAAGAUUUUAAAUUUUAAGAUCUAUUAGAAAAAAAGAUAUAACCUCCUAUUAUUCCUAAGUUGUAUGAUAAAUUAGACGUGUAAAAUUUUGAUUUAGAAUUUACAAGAGAGGGUAAAAGGAAUUGCUAUAAUAAAUUUAGAAGCCAUGAAUUCCGUAGUAAAUAUCGAUCCAAAAUUGGUUGAGAAAUUUAAAGAGGAUUUUGGAGGAGUGACCUAUGUUCCGAAUAAUGUUUUAAGUUGA